UCCACACUCGGCUGCACAGGCAGAACCAAGAAUCACGCUCGUCUCUCCUCCGGUGCGCUGCUUCGCCUCUCCUCCAUUGGAUACUCCUCCCUGGGUGUUUUUGACUUAUUUAUUUAUUUUCUUAUUUUUGUGAAUGGGCAUCGGUGGCCGGUGUGGGGAGCUUGUGAAUGGACUGACUGCCCCGGCUGACUGACUGACUGACUGACAGGCUGGCAGUGAGAGAAAAGAGAGGUGCUCCGAUUAAAAAGGGCGAUGCAGAGAGGUCAAGCGAGGAGCCCCGGAGCCUCUUAGAAGUCUGGAAAUACAAAAGACACGUGAGGCGAAUCAAGAAGCUUAAGAUAAACAACAAAGAGAAGAAUGGUGCAUCACAGAGAGGAGGACCUGAUUGGGAUCCCAUUCCCAAAUCACAGCAGUGACGUCCUUUGCAGUCUCAAUGAGCAGCGGCGUGACGGGCUGCUCUGCGAUGUCAUUCUCAUCGUUCGCGACCAGGAGUACCGCACGCACCGUUCUGUGCUGGCAGCCUGCAGCCAGUACUUUAAGAAGCUCUUCACUGUGGCCACCAGUGACGGUGGAGACCACCAUCACACAGCUGCCAUCUAUGAAAUCGACUUUGUUGCUCCAGAGUCUCUCACUGCCAUCUUAGAGUUUGCCUACACUUCCACUCUGACCGUGACGGCGUCCAACGUCAAAGAGAUCCUGAACGCGGCUCAAAUGCUGGAGAUCCCCUGCAUCAUCAACGUCUGCCUGGAGAUCAUGGACAGCGGGGGUGGAGGAGGCGGAGGAGGUGGAGGAGUAGCGAUGGAGGAAGGAGAAGAGGAUGAGGAAGAAGAGGAGGACGCGGAGGAAGACGAGGAGGAGGAAGAAGAGGAGGAGGAUGAAGAGGAGGAUGUGGGGUCGAGGAAAGAUGAGCAGGAUGAGGAGGAAGACAAUGUCAGCGAGAGGUCGCUGCAGUCAUUGGAGAGCAGGGGGGAGCAGACGCCACCGGGGACGGAGGAUUCCUCGCCUCCAGGUACCUCUCAGUUCCAGCAGCAGUUCGACCUCCACAGAGAGUCGUCCCAGUCCCAGUCUCCAGACACCAUGAGAGGAAAACAGGAGAGUAUAGAGAGUCGGGCACUGAAGGAUUUCUCCAUCGAGUCCCUCCUCCAAGAAGGGCUUUACCCCCGUAUGCCAACACUGGACAGGAGGGCCAACUUCUCCCCUCUCCUCCCAGGCUUCUAUCCCUCCAUGUGGGCUGCCGAGUUCCCGGCCUUCCCCAAACAGCUUCUGGACCCGAACCACCACCAGCACCCUCAUGCAGGAACCUCACCACAAACCCGGCUCCCGCACGCCUUCCCUCCCGUUGCCCCCCAUGAAGCCUCCAGGCCCCUCGAUCUAGCUGUGAAAAGAGAGAUCAUCAAGGAGGAGAUGAAGGAGGAGGUUCCUCUCAGUCUACUACAAGGAAACUUCUUGAAGGAGUUUGUGGGGUCUGGCCUGGGAAGCCCAGUGAACGCUGGGUCAGCACCGCCGGAAGGCCAUGCUUUGGCUCCAAUAAAAGAUGAAGCAGACUUUCGGUCGUACCUCAGCUUCCUGAGCUCUGCGUCCCAACUGGGGGCGCUGUUCCCCCCCUGGCAGAUGGAGGAGGAGAGGAAGAUGAAGCCAAAAGCAUCUCAGCAGUGUCCGAUAUGUAACAAGGUUAUCCAAGGGGCAGGGAAACUCCCUCGACACAUGAGGACGCAUACUGGAGAGAAACCAUACAUGUGCACAAUCUGUGAAGUACGAUUCACCAGACAAGACAAACUGAAGAUCCACAUGAGGAAGCACACGGGUGAGCGCCCUUACAUCUGCCUCCACUGCAACUCCAAGUUUGUCCACAACUACGACCUGAAGAACCACCUUCGUAUCCACACGGGCGUCCGUCCAUACCAGUGCGAGCACUGCUACAAAAGUUUCACACGGUCUGACCACCUACAUCGACACAUCAAGAGGCAGAGCUGCCGCAUCUCCCGCCCCCGACGGGGACGAAAGCCGGCCGCUUGGCGAUCAACACCCACCAGCAGCUUCCUGUGCCCCCCCACUGCUACUAACAACCGGUUUGAGGAGAAUGGGUUAAGCUCUCCGUACCCAGGAGUCAAGAGUCAUGGACUCGGGGAGAUGCUCGGCCUCGGGAGCAGAGCUCUGGGGUUUAAGAGCGGGGACAGUGCGAGCAGGGAGAGCAGGGAGGAACGACAAGCAGAAGGGAAGCACGUUGCGGAGGAGGAGGAGACGGCAGGCGCAGGGAGGCAGAGAGGAGUGUUCGCCUUCGCCCUGGCUGGAGAAGAAGUGCUUAACCACUCUCCAUUUUACGCCCCAUCCUCUGACCCCUGGACCAUGAGACUGGAGCGUGCUCCACCCAUCCCUGAGCCGGCCAAAUGAACCACAGUGUGAAGAAGAGAAAACAGAAAGGACUAGAUCCAGAGUCUCUCUAAUCUGUUCUGCUUCAGGACGCUAAAGCACCUUUUUAAAAAGUGAAAGAGAUAAAUGAACCUUUGAAACCUGCUGAAGUGGCAGCAUUAAGACAGAUUUUUAUUUGUUUUUAUGUUUGUCGAGUUAGAUGAUUUCACAGAUGUCAUGUUGAAUACUUGUUUCAGGCCUGUGGAUGUUUACAAUUUUUUAACAGCAUUUGAGAAGACGUGAACAGUUUGACACUGCUAAUGAGGAUAUCAGAGAAGUGUUAUAUAUAAAUCGCUUUAUUUAUCUACAAUGUUGUCUAAAAUGCUAUUAAUUCAGAAAGUACAAAAUCCUGCGAUGCAAGCUGAUAUAAGGCCUCAAUAUUGAUAGGUAUGAAUAUGCAACAAAUAGAAAUAAACACCCAGAGCAGUACCUAUUAUUUAAACAAUGAAGAAUUAGAGACUAUAAUGCAUGUAAAUUAAUUAUUUCAUGUACAAAAACAACCAAAAAGGUUUUGUUGUACAUGAAUUUUUCGAUUUAAUAAUAAAAAUGAAGCAGAGUAGAUACAAAUAAAGACAUUAUUGUAAAAUAAAUAAGCCUAAAGUACAGUUUCAUAUUUGUUUUAUUUCAAAAAAAUUGAUUAAUAAUGGGGCAACGUCCAGAACUUGCCCUGCAUGUAUGAUUAGUUCUUACAUGAUUAUUAAAUAAUACUCAAACAUGAUAAUUCAGUAAUCGUCAAAAACAAAUGAAGCCCACUUGAAGUCAGGAUGAUAAAUCGGGAUAUUCGAUUAUGUCUUUCCUCCACUGCCUUGUUCUGAUUUAAGCUCUCGUCUGCACUAUUGUACAUAAACUUUUUGGCCAUGGUGGUGUUAAAUACGGUUGCAAUGCUGAUGAUGUAAAACAAAGUUAUAUAUAAAUAUAUAUAUAUAAAUAUAUAUAUAUAUAUUGCUCUUAAAGACUUUGAGGCAUCCAUCCAAAGACGUGUACUUUAAUAUUUCACAGACUUGAAUACGACUUUGUUUUAAUGUUUAUGUCUUGAGAGGAUGUAUAUUUCUGGCUGAUAAAAUGCCGCUUUAGCUACACAGUAUGCUCGUGUUUUUUCUGCUGCAUCAGAUCAGGAGGGCUGAAGCCCCUGUUUUUUUCAUAUAAUGUUCAUCUCUGAUUUGUGUACAAAGACGUUCAAAAAUGAUUUGAAAUGGGAAAGUAUUUUCUUGCUAUUUAUGCGUAUUUAAAUGAAUGAGCCUUGGCUAUAUUUUGCAAAUCUGUUUUAU
Messenger RNA from Cheilinus undulatus (humphead wrasse), 3677 nucleotides. Its product is annotated as zinc finger and BTB domain-containing protein 7C. NCBI's taxonomy places the organism in Eukaryota, Metazoa, Chordata, Actinopteri, Labriformes, Labridae. Bases 358 to 2391 code for a protein of 677 amino acids. The record is from RefSeq and is a predicted model, not a curated record. Gene Ontology annotation, biological process: regulation of transcription by RNA polymerase II. The transcript is spliced from 4 exons. Gene Ontology annotation, molecular function: protein binding; DNA-binding transcription factor activity, RNA polymerase II-specific; RNA polymerase II cis-regulatory region sequence-specific DNA binding.